UCCUUUCUUUCUUUCUUUGUUUCUUUCUCCUCCUCUGCCUCGACGUCGUCCCUCAGUACUUUCCUCUUGGCUUAACUAAUAUCUCCAUGGUUGUUUCUAAGCUAUAUUCUUUUUGAGUCCUUGACUGUUUGGUUCUGUUGAGUAAUUUUUCACUUCAAGAGAGUCAAUAUAACCACCUGGUGGGUUUUGUUCCCGCUUGAUUUUUUUGGUUAUUAGAGGCUAGAGCUGCUCCCCAACUAGAUUUCCUGGAAAGAGAUUCCUCGUGGGAGGGGGUGUUUCCAGUUUCUGGUUAGAAUAACUAGAUUGGUUUUUCUUGUUACCAUUUAACAGCCCGUCUCUGGCUCUGGGGUUUUACUUGGCAUUUAACGGGGCGGAAUCACACUCUGCUGGACUUAGGAAUCAAGAAUUCAGGGUCCUUGGGAUCCAUUUCUCUUUCUGGGUUGGUGAUUUAGUGGUCUUUCUUUCAGGUUUGGUGCUUCAUCUUGCAUUUCUUGAGUUGUGGGUUUGUUUUUGGCUGGAAGUACCCUUCUUCUCUACCUCCUUUUUUUUUUUUUCUCUUGACAAAUCUGGUCACUGUUCUUAUUUCGCCCUUUUAAGUACUUGUUGCUGAGCUGGGUUGAGUCCCCGUUGUGGAUGAGUUUGCUCCAUGUGCUCGGUUUCGGUCUGAAGGUGGGGCAUCUACUAUGGGUGCUAUGCUGCUGGGUUGUGUCCUCAAUUUCCAAGAAUUGGUUGGUUUUUGGUGGUGAAAUGACCAAGGCUGGUUUUGUUGGCGAUGGAGGCAAAAUGUCACUGAAUUGGUUGGAGAAGGUAUUGGAGAAUGUUUACAAGAUCCGCCACGGCCAUAGCAACCAGCAAGCUGGGUCUAAGAGAUUCAGGACGACUUGGUGGAGGAAGCUUUUGUUCACAUGGGUCAUCGGUUGGGUCAUCUUUUCUCUGUGGAUCUUGUGGUACAUGAGCUCGCAGGCCGCGGAGAAGAGGAGAGAGACCCUCGGAAGCAUGUGCGAUGAAAGAGCUAGAAUGUUGCAGGACCAGUUUAAUGUCAGCAUGAACCAUGUCCAAGCCAUGUCCAUUCUGAUCUCCACUUUCCACCAUGACAAGGAGCCUUCUGCUAUCGAUCAGAGGACAUUUGCGAGGUACACGGAAAGGACUGCUUUUGAGAGGCCUCUCACAAGUUUCGUUGCAUAUGCGGUUAGAGUGCUCCAUUCUGACAGGGAAGAGUUUGAGAAGGCACAAGGUUGGAAAAUUAAGAGGAUGGAUACUCUUGAAAAAACCCCAGUUCCCAAGGAUGACUCUGAACUUGAAGGACUGGAACCGUCCCCAGUUCAGGAAGAAUAUGCGCCAGUCAUCUUUGCACAAGAUACCAUUUCACACGUUGUUUCUCUUGAUAUGCUGUCUGGAAAGGAAGACCGUAAAAAUGUUUUACGUGCAAGAGCUUCUGGAAAAGGGGUCCUGACUGCUCCAUUUAGGUUAAUUAAAACAAACAGCCUUGGAGUUAUAUUGACCUUUGCCGUAUACAAUAAGGAUCUCCCGCCAAAUGCCACUCCUGAGGAGAGAAUUGAGGCAACUGACGGGUACCUUGGUGGGGUCUUCCAUAUUGAAUCACUAGUAGAGAAGUUGCUUCAACAGCUCGCGAGCAAGCAGACCAUUGUUGUGAAUGUAUAUGACACCACCAAUUGUUCACAUCCAAUCAGCAUGUAUGGUUCAGAUGUAUCGGAAGAUUCUCUAGAGCAUGUCAGUACUCUCAAUUUUGGGGAUCCGUUCAGGAAGCAUGAGAUGCGCUGCAGAUUCAAACAGAAGGCACCAUUGCCAUGGCUUGCAAUAACUACGUCAUUUGGCAUUCUUGUGAUUGCAUUGCUUGUUGGGCAUAUCUUCCAAGCAACAGUGAAUCGAAUUGCCAAAGUUGAAGAUGACUGCCAUAAGAUGACGGAACUUAAAAAGCGAGCAGAGGCAGCCGAUGAGGCAAAGUCACAGUUUCUUGCUACUGUUUCGCAUGAGAUCAGAACCCCGAUGAAUGGAGUUCUAGGAAUGUUGCAGAUGUUGAUGGAUACAGAUCUAGAUGAAACUCAACAAGAUUAUGUUAGAACUGCACAGGAAAGUGGAAAAGCUUUGGUUUCACUUAUAAAUGAGGUCUUGGACCAAGCGAAGAUUGAAUCCGGUAAGAUUGAGAUUGAGGCUGUGCAGUUUGAUGUAAGGGCCAUAUUGGAUGAUGUCUUGUCCCUCUUCUCGGGCAAAUCUCAAGAAAAUGGAGUGGAGCUAGCAGUUUUCAUUUCUGAACAUGUUCCGGAGAUUUUGAUUGGUGAUCCAGGGAGAUUUCGGCAAAUCAUCACAAAUCUUAUGGGGAACUCAAUUAAAUUUACAGAGAAAGGACAUAUCUUGGUCACUGUCCGUCUUGUUGAUGAGGUGAUGAACUCAACUGAUGCUGAGAAGGAAUCAGCCACAGGGAGUACGUUGAGCGGCUUCCCUGUACCAGACAGAUGGCUCAGCUGGGCAAAAUUUAGGAUAUUCAGCCAUGAAGGGCCUGCGUCUCCAGUGCCAACAUCCUUUUCUAACCCAAUCAAUCUCAUUAUUUCGGUGGAGGAUACGGGGAUAGGUAUUCCUCCAGAGGCUCAAUCCCGUGUUUUCACUCCUUUCAUGCAAGUGCGCCCAUCAAUUUCUCGAACACACGGAGGCACAGGUAUUGGGCUAAGCAUAAGCAAAUGUCUGGUUGGCCUGAUGAAUGGUGAGAUUGGAUUCGUAAGCAUACCCCAAUUGGGAUCCACCUUUACCUUUACUGCAGUUUUCGGUGAUGGCUGUCCUAUCUCCAAAGAGUGCAAGAGCCAGCAAGUGAAAGGACGAGGUGACUCUGGCACCUCAGAGUUUCAUGGUAUGAAAGCACUGGUAGUUGACUCAAGAUCUGUCCGUGCCGAUGUAUCAAAGUAUCAUAUCCAGAGGCUCGGUAUUCAUGUUGAAGUAUUCGCAGACUUGAACCAGUGCCUCCAUGCCAUACAAAGUGGGAAUGCCAGAACAGAUAUCGUGCUUUUGGAAUGGGAAAUUUGGGACAAGAACUCUGGUUUGUCGGCUAUCUUCCUAAAUAAAUUGAGGGACAUGAAACCGCGGGUAUCUCCACGGCUGUUUCUUCUAUCUAAUUCUAUCAGCUCUAGUAGGAUAAGUGCUGCAACUUCAGAUGCUACUGGUCCAUUCGUGAUUAUGAAGCCUCUAAGGGCCAGUAUGCUGGCUGCGUCUUUACAGCGAGUCAUGGGAGUCGGAAACCGAAUAAGUUGCUCUAAUGGGGAGUCUCCAAGUCUCUCUCUCCGCAGCCUUCUCCGUGGCAGAAAAAUCCUAAUUGUGGAUGACAACAAAGUAAACCUCAGAGUCGCUGAGGGAGCUUUGAAGAAGUAUGGAGCUGAUGUGGUUUGUACAGACAGUGGGGAAAAAGCGAUUGCUUUGCUCAAAGCGCUGCAUGAUUUUGAUGCCUGCUUCAUGGAUAUCCAGAUGCCCGGAAUGGAUGGAUUUGAAGCUACAAGAAGAAUUCGACAGAUGGAACAAACUCUGAGUGAGGACUUCUUACUGGGAGAGUCAACCUCAGAGCCACGUGAAAAUAUCUCAAAUUUCCGCCUACCAAUCUUGGCCAUGACUGCAGAUGUGAUUCACGCUACUCAUGAAGAAUGUACAAAGUACGGAAUGGAUGGAUAUGUUUCAAAGCCAUUUGAAGCGGAACAACUUUUUAGGGAAGUUUCGCGCUGCUUCCAGUCAUCAUCAAAUCAUAACUUGUAGAGAGGCCACCAUAGAAGGCUAAUUGUUUUGGUGAGCUUGGUCUUGGCACUUUGGCAGCCUUCCGGUGAACUUUGAAAUUCUUUAACGAGAGUGGGUCUUUUCACGGGAGCGUGUAUAUAAAGAAAGCUAAGGCCACCUGCUGGAGUUGAGUUUUCAUUGAUUUCCCUAGGAGUGGCGAAUUCGAAACCACUUCAAUUACUUUAUGUACAGCUGAUCUAAGCCGUUUGCAAGAUCACGGUUGGCAAUUAGGCAAUCUGAAGUUCGCCAAUCGAACUCCAGAUUCAUGGCUGCUUAGAAAUGGUGCAAGAAUUUCUCUGACAUAGGUGUAUAUCUGUAGACUAGCACAGUGUGUACAUGCAUUUUAGCUUUUAGAGAUCGUAGCCGGAAGGUUUGGUUAGACUGCAUUCCCUUAGAGACAUAGCAUUCCAUGUAUAUUGCUCAGAAUAAAGAAUAUCAGCAUUCACAGUCAUGUCUUUUUUUACCCCAAUCAAAUUUUGUUGGAACCACGUAAAGGGUUGAGUCCAUAACUGAUGUAUAAUAAUAGUACAAUUGUCUCUCU
Molecule: messenger RNA, 4312 nt
Organism: Rhodamnia argentea
Lineage: Eukaryota; Viridiplantae; Streptophyta; Magnoliopsida; Myrtales; Myrtaceae
Product: histidine kinase 3-like
Exons: 11
Coding region: 634-3753 (1039 amino acids)
Biological process (GO): phosphorylation; phosphorelay signal transduction system
Molecular function (GO): phosphorelay sensor kinase activity
Source: RefSeq, a predicted model, not a curated record